AUGUCGACAAUGAUCACCUUCGCGGCGAAUAACGAGUUCUUCCGAAAGCGAAAGCGUGUCCACCGUGCCUGUGAAUCCUGCAAGAAGCGCAGAAAGAGAUGCAGCCAUACGUUUGCUGAGGAGGAGAACGGCGGCGGCUCCUAUGAAGGCGGAAACUCUACCCAAAGCGGUGACCGGGACGCAGGCAAUCCAACCUCAGACCCUCAUGCCUAUGCUCAAGGGGGACACCAUCACCCUCACGAUCCAAGGUUUCCCCGUGGGGAUGCCAGAAGUCAUGGCAACGCUCAUCCCCACUCCACCAUGCCGCCGCCUCACAGCCCGGCGGAAAGCGCACGCUCACCGCAAACCCCACCCAACUUCCUGGGUUACUUGAACCCAGAGGCUGUAUUGAGAGAGCAAGUCCAUUCGAAACGAGACCCUGCGCAGUCACCAAGCAUAGCCCCUAUCGGCCAAUGGGUCGAAGAGAGAGAUCAAAGACCAGCGACGACCCAGCCAAGGUCUGCUUCUGUGCAUAUCAGUGAAACAGGUCCACCAACCACUUCGGAGGUGAAGAUCUCCAAAGCUCUCCAACAGUACUUAGAUGCAGUAGGCGUCGACAUUCUACCACCGCGUAAGAGUCAAGAUGUUCUUCUUGACAUCUACUUCGCCUAUGUUCACCCACUUCUUCCACUCGUUGACAAAGACCUCUUCUACGAGCAGUACUCGCAAGGUCGGGAACCUCGCCUCCUGAUGCAAGCAAUCUGCAUUGUAGCAUCAAAGCACGCAAAUGCUGCAAAGAUCUUGUGUCUUGGUGAUGAUCCACAGCCACUCAGUCCACGAGAGUUCUCUCAAAGGUUGUAUCAGGCCGUCAUUGUUGGCAUCGAGGCGAAACUUGAGAAGAACCGAGUUGUGCUUAUUCAAGUGCUAGCUCUUGUCUCGCUUCACUGUGAAGGACCAGACGGCGCUGAACAAGCAUCGAUGCACCUAGCCCAAGCUAUUCAUCAUGCACAUACGUUUGGCUUGCAGUUCGGACAUCAAUGGAGAAACCAAAGCUCAGAGUCGCAAGGGAAUCUUGAAGAUGUAUUUUGGUGCUUGUGGAGUCUCGACAAGAUCAACGCAUGUAUGAACGGCAGGCCACUGCUCAUGCACGAUCGCGACAACAGUUUGAGACAGCUUCCCACAGAUCCUGAGAAGAGAUCAAGUCCGUUCGGCAUUUGGCUACAGAUUUCAGAGAUGCUGGACAAGGUCAUCGACUACUACAGGCCCGGCAGUCGCUCUGCGGACGAGACAGGCUGGGAAGAUGACUUCCUUGGAUUUGAGGAGAUGGUGGGUGAUGGCGAGGAUAAGCUGGACGGCCCCAUCAUGAGCCUUCUUUCCCUCUUCCACCACACUAUGUGCAUGGCCUCGCACAAGUCCCUCUCAAUCAACGCACCUGUCAAGUCAACACCGUCAUACGUUCGCCAGAGUCUGUCAGCAACACGAGUCAUCCAUCUGCUCAACGCCGAAUCCCCAGAACUCCUGCCACCACUUCCACUCGUACCAUACGCGCUAUCCGUAGCACUCAGUGUUGUGUACAGGCACUUCCGCUCACGACGACUGAAAGUCCACAUCAAGCGUGCCUCGGAGGAACUGAAGCAAUGUGUACAUCUACUCGAUCGCCUACGAAAUGCAUGGUGGUCUGCAGGUACAAUGGCGGACAUUGGUCGUGCAGUUCUCAGCAACGCAGCAGGGCAGCGCACAAAUGCUGUCAACACUCCUGCACCUACUGCACCAGAGCUACGCCCGAACGAACCUAAGACCGAGCCGCCAACUCCACAACCUUCUCACAAUGGACCACACAUGCCAGUAUCGAACAACCACUGGCCGCCGCAGAACAUCGACACCUCGAUAGACCCAAGAUUACAGCAACAGCAGCCUUCUCCAAUGCCGAAUUUGCUCAACCCCAUGCCGGCGCUCACACCAGGACAGCACCCUACGAGCAGCGAGCGCGCAGAUCGAGCACCAAUACCUGCUGCAUUUGGCUUUGCUGAACAGUCGCCUGACUGGCUAAACUUCGAUGCUGCAUUUGAGAACUUUGAGGGCCUCUUGGGUAGCUCGGGCGCGGACUUGAGUAAUGAGCUGUUCAAGCCGCUGAACUACGAGACACUAGAAGGCUUCCUAGAUCCUGCAGCGCAGUAA
Molecule: messenger RNA, 2157 nt
Organism: Macroventuria anomochaeta
Lineage: Eukaryota; Fungi; Ascomycota; Dothideomycetes; Pleosporales; Didymellaceae
Exons: 4
Coding region: 1-2157 (718 amino acids)
Biological process (GO): regulation of DNA-templated transcription; DNA-templated transcription
Molecular function (GO): DNA binding; DNA-binding transcription factor activity, RNA polymerase II-specific; zinc ion binding
Source: RefSeq, a predicted model, not a curated record